GCGUGUGUGCGUGCGUGUGGCUAGAUUUCGUCACGGAACUUCAGUGUCAAAUCAGUAGCAAGACAAGUCGCAGCGCGGUCUUGGGAUGAACGUUUAAAUGUCUGUGCUAACGACCGCGAAUUCGCAGAAUAGGUCCCACCAAGUUUCCAGUGCAAAGUCACGCGUAUCAUGAUUCGGUAACGAUCGGCGAUAAUUCCGCUCUUACAGCGACUUCAUUGAUUACAUAAAAGUUUGAAAUAUUUCCCUUUUGACGCGCGCCCUCCCUCGAUAUCGUAAGUAUGCAUGUUAUAUACUUCAGCACACGGUAGAACAUGCGGUAAUACAUAUGCACACAAAUAACAACUUAGCCAUGGCAUGUAUCACGAUGAUAAGACCGUCAAAUUUGAAACACUUCUACCAUUUACUGUCAAAAAAUUCUCACCCCUUGCUGCUUAGCUUGAAAUGUUGCAAUUAUUCUGAAAGCUCGACAAUGCCUGUCACUGAUGGACCAGUUAAGCUCUUAUCCGAUAAGAUAGCGCGGGGUGAUUUAAUCCGCGACGAUCACCAAUUAAGAAUAGCGGAAAGCCUAGAAAGGGUUUACCAAAAAUUGAGAAAUUACACCCCGCCGCCGAAGCCCAAUUUUUGGAACAGGUUGAUCGGGAGAGUUAGGGGAAAAGCAAGGGGGAAGAAAGAUGAUAAAACGCCAAAAGGAUUGUACCUCUAUGGAGCUGUGGGUGGAGGUAAAACAAUGUUGAUGGACCUAUUCUAUAACUGCUGUCAGGUUGAAAAGAAAAAACGGGUUCACUUCCACUCGUUCAUGCUUGACGUGCAUAGCAAGAUUCAUGAUGUUAAGAAAAAUGUCGUUAGAGAUCACAGUAGCACCAAGCUUCAGCCUUUCGACCCGAUUCCACCAGUUGCCGAGGCGAUUAGCGAUAAGACUUGGUUGUUGUGCUUCGAUGAGUUUCAGGUUACAGAUAUCGCCGAUGCUAUGAUCCUGAAACGAUUGUUCACCGAACUCUUUGACAACGGAGUGAUAGUUAUUGCCACGAGUAAUAGGGCACCGGAUAAUUUGUAUAAAAACGGUUUGCAGAGGGCAAACUUCUUCCCAUUCAUCCAAAUCCUAAAAGAUCACUGUAUAAUCGAAACACUCGAUUCAGGCAUUGAUUACAGGCAAAAAAUUGGCCCUGGCAAAGACAAGAACUAUUUUAUCAAGGGGAAAGACGUGGACGACGGUGUUGACAAGCUGUUUAAAUAUUUGUGCUCCAUGGAAAAUGAUAUCGUUAGGUCUAGAACCAUCAGCAUCAAGGGUCGUAAUGUUACGUUUUCUAAAACAUGCGGGCAGGUUCUUGACUCUACGUUUGACGAGAUAUGUGAUCGGCCUCUCGGAGCCAGCGAUUAUCUCCAAUUAUGCCAGUUCUUUCAUACUGUGAUUAUUCGAGAUGUACCACCACUGAAUUUCAAGCUCAAAUCUCAGUCUAGACGAUUUAUCACACUGAUUGAUACACUCUACGAUAACAAGAUUAGAGUAGUUAUAUCUGCUGAUCUUCCGCACAUGCAAUUAUUUACUCCUGAAGGAGAGAGCGAGUACACUGAUGAAAAGCGAAUGCUGAUGGAUGAUCUAAAAAUAAGUAUAGGCUCGGAGGAUCACAAAUCGAGCAUAUUUACCGGGGAGGAAGAAUUGUUUGCUUUUGAUAGAACCAUAUCACGACUUUCGGAGAUGCAAACCAGGGAUUAUUGGGAACAAUGGGAAAAGCAAAGAUAAUAGUGGGAAAUUAGAUACUAAUUUUUACAUGCAGCAAAACUCAACUGUCGAAUAUAGUGAUUAAUUUUAAACGCGUCCUUGUACAUACCGUACAAAGCAAGACCCUCUCGUUUACUUUUAGAGUUUACAAUCGUGAUUAGCAGCUCGACGAAACAAGAAAAGCAUGUAAAUGUAAAUACGUUAAAAGCCGUUUGACGUGAAAAAACUUACUCAGCUGUUGUUUUCCGAUGGUGUUGAGAGAUGACUAGGUAUUUAAUUUCUGGUUAAUAACUUAUUUGUUAUAGUAGGUGUUUCAACUUAUUAAAUUUACAUACAAUUUUGGUAUGUAACGAUGUUGAGUAAAUAUCACUGGCGUUGUUUUCGUAGAUUUGUUGAUAAUAAUAUAGUCGGCAAUGUCGUUUAGAGAACAAGAUGAGAUGCAAAAUUGAAAUAAAAUUAAAGAUUAUUCGAAAUAAAUCCGUUUAUUACAUUUUAGUCAAAUUAUAUAUAUACUUUCAAAACAUAAUAAUUCAAUCUAUGCGCUAAAAUAGGUACACAAAGUCGAGUAAAUUUGUAACAAAGCAGACUUUAAAAGUACUUGAAACAGUCGUCAAACAUUGCACAGCUAAGUCAUACACAGUUUUAAAAUAAAGCCUAUCGUUACCACACUGACAUUUAUCAAAUAAUUCAAAGGUAUAUUCAUUCUUCUCGUCAAUAAAUCCUUUCCACAUAUUUCGUGCGUCUGGUAAAAGAAUAGAUUCAUGGUGGCCAUUUUUUGUGCAACGAAUAAAUGGUUUGAUACUGGCGACAGGCAGAUAAUGUGUUGAAGUUUUUUUUUCUUCAUGUUUUUCUUUUGCAAAAUGUAAUCAUUUUUUGUGUUAAAAAGAUAUAUUAAGGAUGCUAAAAUUGUUCACCACUCUUUGAAAGAAGAAGUAAUAACGAUAUUUAGUCAAAUUGAUUAGCAUCGUAUAUAAAUAAUUAAGAAAAUUGAUGAUCGCCAUUUCUACUGAUGUAAUAAUUGUUUAAUGACGAUAUAAAUACCUUGAAGGCAAGGUGUCAUGAGAAGGAUAAAUCUAUGAUUUAAUACAUGUUACGUUAUCCGUAAAAUUCAAAUUAAACAAAGUUAAAGAA
Neodiprion virginianus is the source of this 2851-nucleotide messenger RNA. Its product is annotated as putative ATPase N2B. Gene Ontology annotation, molecular function: ATP hydrolysis activity; ATP binding. Lineage: Eukaryota; Metazoa; Arthropoda; Insecta; Hymenoptera; Diprionidae. Gene Ontology annotation, cellular component: cytoplasm; mitochondrion. The coding region runs from base 326 to 1741 and encodes 471 amino acids. The transcript is spliced from 8 exons. The record is from RefSeq and is a predicted model, not a curated record.